Molecule: messenger RNA, 1002 nt
Organism: Trichechus manatus latirostris (Florida manatee)
Lineage: Eukaryota; Metazoa; Chordata; Mammalia; Sirenia; Trichechidae
Gene: GLIPR2
Product: GLI pathogenesis related 2
Exons: 5
Coding region: 90-554 (154 amino acids)
Cellular component (GO): extracellular region
Source: RefSeq, a predicted model, not a curated record
GCGGCCCGCCUCCCGCCCGGCACUCGGAGCGGCGCGGGGCCGGGAUUGAGCUCAGCCUCAGCAGGAGCCGAGGAGCGAGCGGGCCGGCCAUGGGCAACUCAGCUUCCAAACAGUUCAAUAAUGAGGUCCUGAAGGCCCACAAUGAGUACCGGCAGAAGCACGGUGUCCCCCCGCUGAAGCUCAGCAAGAAGCUCAACCAGGAGGCUCAGCAGUAUUCUGAGGCCCUGGCCAGCACAAGGAUCCUCAAGCACAGCCCGGAGUCCAGUCGUGGCCAAUGCGGGGAGAACCUGGCCUGGGCAUCCUACGAUCAGCCAGGAAAGGAGGUGGUUGAUAGAUGGUACAGUGAAAUCAAGAACUACAACUUCCAGCAGCCAGGCUUUACCUCAGGGACAGGACACUUCACAGCCAUGGUGUGGAAGAAUACGAAGAAGAUGGGAGUAGGGAAGGCAUCUGCAAGUGAUGGGUCCUCAUUUGUGGUGGCCAGAUACUUCCCUGCAGGGAAUGUUGUCAACCAAGGUUUCUUCGAGGAAAAUGUCCUGCCUCCAAAGAAGUAAUCUGUGAAAUCUAAUGGGAAGGUGGCAAACUUAAGAACAUGGAUGUGAAGUGCCUAGAACAACAAAAACUCAGUUGUGUGUCUGUCCCUGUGAAUGUAUGUGCUUAUGUGUGUGAUGCGCGUGAAUGUCUCUUGUACACACACUUGGAUAUACAGUUCUGCAUGAACUCAUUCUUAUCAAAGGAAUGAGCAUAUGAAGCAUUUAUCGCGAUGGUUACCUAGACUACAAUGAUUUGGACUUUAGGGGGAAAACCAAUUUUUAAAUUUUUUUUGUUAUUUUUUUAAGCAAACAUCUUUUGUACCUUUCUUACUUAUAACAUCCAUCCCUCGACUUUUUGUGUUCCAAAUGUUUAUGAUACUAAGAAGUGAAGUUGAUUUUAUGUGAUUUUCAUGCAGUGUAAUCUACUUUUGGUAGAAAUUGAAGAACAUUAAACUCUCAUUUAAAUGUG